GAAACAGCAGCAGAAGAAGACGAAACAGCGUGUGUUAGAUUAAUAUUUUAGCUACCAUUCCAGUACACAAAAUGCCUUUAAUUAUAAUAUGUGGCUUUCCGUGCAGCGGCAAAAGUCGCCGAGCUCACGAAAUAAGAGACUACUUCUGUAAAAAUACAGAUAAACAAGUUGACAUCAUUGGAGAUGAAAUGCAGGGUAUUGAUAAGAACACGGUGUAUACAGACACGCAGAGGGAGAAAGAUUUGAGAGGUGCUUUGAGGUCUGAAGUUGAAAGGAGAAUCAACAAAGAUGAUAUUGUAAUUCUGGAUUCCCUAAAUUACAUUAAAGGUUACAGAUAUGAACUUUUUUGUCUCAUCAAGCAUGUACAGACACCACACUGUUUGGUCUACUGUUUGACAUCUCCUGAAAUAAGCUCAGAAUGGAACAAAGAAAGAGAAGCAGAUUAUCGAUAUUCCCAGGAAGUACUGGAUGCUCUAAUUCUAAGAUUUGAAGCUCCUGACUCAAGAAAUAGGUGGGAUAGUCCUCUUUUUACUAUUGAAAAGGAGGACAAACUUCCAUUUGAAGCCAUCUCUGAUGCCAUUUUCAAAAGGAAGGUGCCACCACCUAAUCAGUCAACACAAAGUCAACCACUAUCAUCCACCAACUUUUUAUUUGAGCUGGACAGGGUUACUCAACAUGUCUUAAUGACUGUUCUUGACUCACAGAAGACCAGCCUUCCUGGGGAUGUCAUUGCAAUUCCUGGAACAACAGAAAAGAUCUCUGUGAAACGAAGCAUUAAUAUAGCCGAACUAAGGAAACUUCAACGACAGUUCAUCAGUUACACCAAGAUGCAUCCAACAGAGAACACUGGACAGAUAGCCAAUAUGUUUGUACAGUACCUUAACAAGAGUAUGGAAUAAUCGCUGCCAGUAACUAUAACACACACACACAUAUAUAUAUGUAUGUAUGUAUAGGCAUAUAUAUAUAUAUAGGCAUAUAUAUAUAUAUAUAUAUAUAUAUAUGUGUAUGUAUG
Molecule: messenger RNA, 1012 nt
Organism: Clarias gariepinus (North African catfish)
Lineage: Eukaryota; Metazoa; Chordata; Actinopteri; Siluriformes; Clariidae
Gene: kti12
Product: KTI12 chromatin associated homolog
Exons: 9
Coding region: 72-899 (275 amino acids)
Source: RefSeq, a predicted model, not a curated record